Messenger RNA from Olea europaea var. sylvestris, 835 nucleotides. Its product is annotated as E3 ubiquitin-protein ligase RHA1B-like. Lineage: Eukaryota; Viridiplantae; Streptophyta; Magnoliopsida; Lamiales; Oleaceae. The transcript has a single exon. Gene Ontology annotation, molecular function: zinc ion binding; ubiquitin protein ligase activity. Bases 180 to 686 code for a protein of 168 amino acids. The record is from RefSeq and is a predicted model, not a curated record. Gene Ontology annotation, biological process: protein ubiquitination.
CACAGUACUGAACCUUCUCUAGUAUAAUCCACUCAACCUCCCUCGGUUCUCUCUCCCAUUUCUCUAACCCAAAAGCUGACACCUCUCUCUCUCUCUCUCUCACACACAUUGCUAACGGCUAUAUAUAGGUACAACUUCUUUCACCGUAUAAGCGAUUAUUCUUGUUUUUAAGUUGAACAAUGGGAUUCCCAAUGGGAUAUAGUGAUCUUUUUCUUCCAAAACUGUUAGUUUACUUUCUGACAGUUCUGUUUUUCAUACGAAAAUCAACGUCUGCGGUUUUUUCUCUACUGGGCUUCAGGGAUUUCUUGGAAUCGGAAAUGGCGUACCCGGUCCGGAUGGAUUCAGCGUCGGAGCAACCCAAGUCCGUAUCCGCAGAGCUGAUCCGGGAGGUUUUGCCAGUGGUGAAAUUUUCCGAUUUAAAUGAAUUUGAACCGCCGGAAAACUGUGCUGUCUGCUUGUACGAGUUUAACGCCGACGAUGAGAUCCGACGGCUGACAAAUUGUCGACACGUAUUUCACAGGAAUUGUCUGGACCGUUGGAUGGACCACGAUCAGAAAACGUGUCCGCUUUGUAGAUCGCGGUUUAUUCCCGAGGAAUUACAGGAGGCUUUUAAUGAGAGGGUAUGGAUGGCUUCAGGGAUUUCUGAUUUCUACGGCGAGCAUUUGCCGAUUACUGCGGGUUUGUAGUUUUUUAUUGUAAUUUCUUCUUCUUCAUUUUUUGGUGGGUUAAAUGUAAAUAUUGGCUGCAAAUAUGGUAAAAAAAAAAAGGGAAAGAGGAGGAGGAUGAUAUUGUACAGUUUUUUGUUUGGUAAUGAAUUUUAGUAAUUUUGAGGUUC